Molecule: messenger RNA, 1329 nt
Organism: Dictyostelium purpureum
Lineage: Eukaryota; Evosea; Eumycetozoa; Dictyosteliales; Dictyosteliaceae
Exons: 1
Coding region: 1-1329 (442 amino acids)
Biological process (GO): RNA processing
Cellular component (GO): nucleus
Molecular function (GO): RNA-3'-phosphate cyclase activity
Source: RefSeq, a predicted model, not a curated record
AUGGCAAAAAAUAAAAAUACACCAAAUAAAAAAUCUAAAGUAGAUAAACAGACACAGCAACAGGUCACAAAAGAAACAAUUGAAGAAAAACCAAUUUACAAAAUUGAUGGUUCCAUUUUAGAGGGUGGUGGUCAAAUUUUAAGAAAUACAGUUGCUUUGUCAUCAUUGUUUGAUAAAGCUAUUUUAAUUGAAAAGAUUAGAUAUAAUAGAGAUCAACCAGGUUUGAAGAAUCAGCAUAAAACAGGUAUUGAUUUAAUGGCGAAAUUGUUUAAAGCUCAUAUUACAGGUUCAAGUGUAGGUUCAACUAGAUUAUACUAUCAACCAACAUUGAGAUCAAUUAAAGACGAUGGCGUUAUUGAAGCCGAUACCAAAACAGCAGGUUCAGUUUGUUUAAUUAUUCAAGUAGCAUUACCAUGCUUAAUUUUUGCACCACAUUCAGUUAAAAUGGUUUUAGGAGGUGGAACUAAUUGUGAUUUUGCACCAGCUGCAGAUUAUAUGGAGAAUGUAUUCCUCCCAAUAGCAACUUCAAUGGGCUUUCAAUGCGAUAUGAAAAUUGAUAAAAAAGGUUUUUAUCCAAAAGGUGGUGGUGCAGUAACCAUCACUACUCAACCAUUAACUGAACCUCUAAAACCAAUAACAAUUGUAAAUAAAGGAAAUGUUAAUAGAAUAGUGAUUCAAGCAUUCUAUACAAGUAGAAUUUCCCCAGUAGUAGCAGAAAGAAUGGUCAAUACCUCAAGAAAACUCAUCAAAAAAGAUUUUAAAAAAGUGGAAAUUGAAACUGAAAUUAUAGAUAUGAGCAAAUAUUCUUUUGGUGAUGGUACCUAUAUAUUCAUUAGAGCAUUCACUGACACUGGUUGUGUUUAUGGUUCAACUGGAAAUGGUGCUAUACGUGUUCCAGCAGAAACAAUUGCAGAGGAUGCAACCAAUUCCUUACUUAAAGAUCUACAAGAUGGUGGUUGCGUUGAUGAAUAUCUUCAAGACCAACUUAUUAUAUUUAUGGCUUUAGCAAAAGGUAAAAGCAUUAUUAAAACUGGUCCAAUUUCAUUACAUACACAAACUUCAAUUCAUUACACCUCAUUAAUGACUGGUGCAACUUUUAAAAUCUCACCAGUUGCCGAACGUUUACCAGGCGAAGAAACUUUUUAUAUCGAGUGUGACGGUAUUGGUUAUCAUCCUUCAAAUGAUAUCGAUAUUAAUCCAACACAACAAAUUACAAAUAAUAAUAAUCAAAAUAAUAAUAAUAAUAAUAAUAAUAGCAAUACAGAGAUAACAACAACAACAACAACAACAACAACAACAGCAAAUACUACAACUACAACUGUACAAUAA